AUUAUUUCUACUGUAACUACUACUCAAGUUGUUCCCACCACGCUAUACAGGACUCAGGUCCAAACUCAGAUCCAAUACCAGACCAGCGUUAUCCAUCAGACCACGGUUCGAUACGUGGACCGAGUGGUGACCCAGACCGUAACAAGCCCUCCCAGUCAGGAGGUUCGUUACAUCACCACGACCCGCGUGGUGCCCCAGGUCCGUUACGUAACCCAGACACAAGUACAGACACAGGUUGUACCUGUCGAGGUCACCCGCACACAGAUUCAGACCGUCGUCCAACCUGUUGUCAACUACCAGACGCAAGUGGUGCAGCAAACCCGUUACGCCACCGUCCCUGGCCCCACAACAGUCCGCACCCGCGUGCAGACCGUGGUCCAGACCUCACUGGUCCGCCAACAGCAGCCCGCCAACACCCGCUACGUCACCUCCACCAGCGUGCGCCAGGUGGUCCAGACCAGCGUCGUCAGGGGCCAGGAUGUGAUCCGCACCAGCGUGGUCCAGCGCCAGCAGGUCAUCCCCUUCACCUCCAUCAACACCCGUUACGAAAAUGCUUACGCCACCCGCGAGCAGGUCGUCACCCGCACCAACGUCGUCACUCAGACUCAAGUUAUUACGCAGGUCGUUCCUCAAGAGGUGGUGAGGACCCAAGUGGUGCCCACCAUUAUCUAUACCACCAUCUACAGGACCCAGGUGCAGCCCUUCACCCAGGUGCAGACUGUGGUGCAGACCCAGUAUGUCACCCCAUACCCUGUCUACCAGACCAGGGAGGUGACGCGCACCUCUGUGGUGCAGGUGUCCGGCCCGGACCGCGUCAUCACCCAGCAGGUGGUGCAGACUCAGCAACAGCAUAGCAUCGUCUACCAAACUGUCAACCGACCCCAGCAGGUCACCGUCACCACGACCGUCACAGGCACUUGUGGACAAACAGGAUAUAACUACGACCCUCCUGCCGUUCCCUUCAACAUCAAGGGAUAAAAUAAACUUUAGUACCGGUGAUUCUUUCAUCUGAUUGAAGCACAACACAAUUGUGCUGUGAUUAGGCUAUUUAAAAGAUCGAUCUGUUUUUCAUGGUGUAUGAUCUAUUGACGUCACAUAAACCAACCAAUGCCA
Molecule: messenger RNA, 1113 nt
Organism: Scylla paramamosain (green mud crab)
Lineage: Eukaryota; Metazoa; Arthropoda; Malacostraca; Decapoda; Portunidae
Exons: 2
Source: RefSeq, a predicted model, not a curated record